Messenger RNA from Vollenhovia emeryi, 1612 nucleotides. Its product is annotated as ras-like protein 1. Gene Ontology annotation, molecular function: GDP binding; GTPase activity; GTP binding. Lineage: Eukaryota; Metazoa; Arthropoda; Insecta; Hymenoptera; Formicidae. Gene Ontology annotation, cellular component: plasma membrane. The transcript is spliced from 7 exons. Bases 1007 to 1612 code for a protein of 201 amino acids. Gene Ontology annotation, biological process: epidermal growth factor receptor signaling pathway; Ras protein signal transduction. The record is from RefSeq and is a predicted model, not a curated record.
AUCCACGCGACGAACACGCACUUGGACGAGCAACCGAUGUUCUCGCGGCUGUCCUGCAACUCAAUUUGUGCCACGGGAAUAGCAAGCGCGAACGGUAGACGGCAAUUCGGCGGUUCGCUUCUCGUGUCUCGAGCGAAGUAACAAAGUUUCUCCCUUCCGAGGAACGAAAACGACGUUCCGCGGCACCCACAGAAUCGAUCGGCUCGAUCGCGCGGCCGCGGCGUCACUUAAUUACGCGGAAAAUGAUCGCGCACUUCACUCCGUCGUGUACUUGCCGGCGCGGCGGCUCGAACGAUAAUGCGAAGCACCGUGUGUCCCUGACCUCGGCGCGCGGCGGCUCGGCGUAAACAUCCCCGAGCGGCGCGCGAGCGUGAGUCUGAAAAACAUCAAAAAAACUUUGAAGAACGAACAAUGAAUGAAAGAUACGCCGUACUUACCUGCUCCGUUGAUUUUCACGGGUAAAUCGGCUAUCAGUCCGCGUUCUGUCUCGGUAACGGCCGGUCGCUGUCGCGAGUGUCGUGCGGUUGUGUGCUGUGAUAAGGCCUUCACACACAAAAUUCCGAAUAUCGUGCGCUUUGUGCGAAUAAUUAAUAACCAUCGGCCUGAGACAAUUAAUUCCCGUGUUCAGUGGAAGAUAUCGAGACGAGAGGACGCGAUGACGGUACCCGUUUUAAUCGAAGCAGUGCACUCGUCUCGUAAUGAAGAUCGUGUCGAACAUCUGUUAUAAUAAGCUCGAUAUAUCACACGUUGUACGAAGAUCACCCCCUCGUGAUUUAUUACACAUUAUAUCUGAGCAUUAUCGGACUGCGCAUCGCGCGGCUUCAACGCGGCGCCUCAAAUGACGUCCAUCAAGAAGCGAUAAUUAAAAAGAAGAGAGUUUAAAUCGCCUGGACGUGCACGAGAUCGGCCAUCUGCUUCGCACGAUUAGAAUAAGAAUGGGGACAAUUCAAAAAGUAAUCAGAAUAUAAUAAUAUAAGUUAUAAGCUUUUGUGUAAGAAACUGCAUUAUGACGGAAUACAAGCUCGUGGUUGUUGGAACUGGCGGUGUUGGAAAAUCAGCACUUACUAUCCAGCUGGUACUAAGUCAUUUUGUUGAAGAGUACGAUCCUACCAUUGAAGACUCAUAUCGAAAACAAGUGGUGAUCGAUGAUGAGACAUGCAUUCUAGAUAUAUUAGAUACAGCUGGACAAGAAGAAUAUAGUGCAAUGAAAGAUCAGUAUAUGAGAACAGGGGACGGAUUUUUGUUAGUCUUUGCUGUAAACUCGGCCAAAAGUUUUGAGGAUAUUGAAACGUAUAGGGAGCAGAUAAAACGAGUAAAAGAUACUGAAGAAGUACCGAUGGUGUUAGUAGGAAAUAAAUGCGAUCUUGAGGACUUUUGGGCGGUAAAUAUGACUAAAGCGAGAGAAAUCGCGCUACACUACGGUAUGCCAUUUGUGGAAACUUCUGCGAAAACGAGAAUGGGUGUAGACGAUGCAUUUUAUGCCUUGGUCAGAGAAAUACGAAAACAUAAAGAGUGCAUAAAUAAACCACCUACCAAUAGUGGACACAACAAAUGCCGUAUUUUAUUAUGUUGUGUAAAUACUAGGCAAAUACGAAAUAAAAAGGAUGAUUAA